Messenger RNA from Ahaetulla prasina, 5840 nucleotides. It is a transcript of the gene AKAP13, whose product is annotated as A-kinase anchoring protein 13. Gene Ontology annotation, cellular component: actin cytoskeleton; membrane. Gene Ontology annotation, molecular function: MAP kinase scaffold activity; guanyl-nucleotide exchange factor activity. The coding region runs from base 752 to 5251 and encodes 1499 amino acids. NCBI's taxonomy places the organism in Eukaryota, Metazoa, Chordata, Lepidosauria, Squamata, Colubridae. The record is from RefSeq and is a predicted model, not a curated record. Gene Ontology annotation, biological process: positive regulation of canonical NF-kappaB signal transduction; adrenergic receptor signaling pathway; regulation of Rho protein signal transduction. The transcript has 32 exons.
AACUUUUGAGGCUGGGUGAAAAGACCCCGAUCCUCUUUGGGAAGUAGCUUAGAAAAUCCAAUUUGGGGCAGCCGUUUAUUGCUAUUUUUAAAAUACUAUUAUUAUUUUUUUGUUUCCUUUUUAUACUGGAUGGUCUUCCCUCCGUCUCAUCCUUCAGCAGCUGCGUUUUCUUUUGAGUUGAGCUGCCAACUCAAUUCUUGUUGGAAUCAGAACUUAGUCUUGCUUCGUCUUCUUUUCCUUCUUCUGUUUGGGUGGGUCUGUUUGAGACAUCCCGGCUUUGGCUAUUUCUCCCCGUCUUCUCUUUUUUUCUGGCUGCAAAGUCUCUUCUUCUCUUUAAAAAAAAAAGAGAGAGAGAGAGAGCUGAGGACGUUCAGUGAGGAGAACUUUCAAGGAAGACUUGCUGUUCUGUUUUUCUUUUUUUUAAAUAAACAUCUUUUUUUUUUGCACGGUUAACUGUCUCCUUCUGCAUCUCCAUCCUGCUUGCCGGUCUUCCUUCCCAUACAAGUCACCCUGUUCCAAGAAGGGGUUUUUUUCUUCCUUUUUUUUUAAUCAACCAGCUGGAGUGCUGCUGCGCUCUGUUUUCUUCUUGGGAAGAGAGCUGGCUGGACAGUGCGAUUCAGAGAGGGAUCGCUCCAAAGCACAAGGACCCUCGGCCAAGACAUCCGGGAGAGGCUAUCUGGACUGCUUGAAUCCUCUCUUAGGAGUGAAUGGUUGACUUGGCUUUCCUCUGCUGUUUCUUUUCUCGGACAAAAUGUACGAGCGGCACAAGAGACGAUACAGCCUGUGCGAGAUUUCCAAAGAAGAGAGGGCUGUAGAAGUGGUGCUAUUGAAGAUUAACCGUGACAACUGGUGCCCUGUUGAACCUUCUCCAGAUUCCUUACUGUUGAAGCAGAAGCCUCCUUGCAACUCUGCAGAAAGUGAUAAUUAUCUAGAAGACAGAUUAAGUGGCGAUGGUUCUUCCUCACAAGGCGUCCUUAAGAGAGGAUCCGGGAGUGACUCUGAACUUUUUCCUCUCUCUAGCGAUGGUCUGGACGAGGUGGACUUUAGAAAGCAGGCUGAAGAGGAGCAAUCAGCCGGUAGAAGUUCAACCUCCUCAACGGAUGAUACUAUAUCGCUGGAAAGGAACUCUUCCAUUGGUAGUAACUUUUCCGUUCCUCGGACGCCUGGCCUCCUUGGAUCCAAGGAGAGGUGCAGCCCAGAUGGCAGUUGCUUCAACAUGGGGACGAAUGGAGAAGGUCAAGAUGGGAUGGCAGUGAUCUCUGGAGAACUGGACGAAUUGCUGGAUAGCGUCAUGGAGGUGUCCCCACCUUCUUCUGGCCUGCGGAACAAUUUGAGGCCAUUGUCUCCUUUCCGUCGGCAUAGCUGGGGCCCAGGGAAGAAUAGUAACAACGGUGAAGCUGAGGUCAACCACAGAAGUUCAGUGCGACUGCUGGGAGAAGUCGUAAGGAAAACUCCCUCCCAUAGAAGAAGUUUGAGCUGGUGUCCCUCAGGUGUCCAGUGCAAUGCCAUGGAUGCUGACUUUAAUGGUCGAAGUUACAGCUUAGAAGGUCUUUCUGGAGAGGCUGAUGAUACUACUAAGCCAUCCUCAAACCUCGAUGUAGCAUCUAUGAACACCAAAGAUCUUCGGCAGAGUCCCCUAGCAAACGAUGAACGAGGAUCCCUGGUCUCGCUCACUGAAGAGGAACAGGAAUCGGAGCUAGGAGAAAUGAGAAGUCAGAUUCUCCAAAGACCACAGCCCCACUCGUUCGGCUUCUCCACAAGUCCUGUUUCUCCUCCCUUAACAAAAUCCCUGUCGCUGAUGACCAUCGCUCAAGUGGGAUCAGACAACACACAGGGACGGAUUCAGCCACCUAGACGAGUUUUCUUCUCCUUCAGCAUCUCUCCUCUCAUUCCUAAGUCUAAAACUGUCUUUUCUAUUGACUCUUCUUCCAGUGAUGAGGAGGAGAAGUUGGAGAGCAUCCGAUCCUUCAGCAGCUCCUUGACUCAAAGCAUCAGCGAGGAGAGUGGCAGUUUCCAACCUCCCAGCCCCUCCAGAAAAGAUUUGGAAGCCAAAAGUGGAACGAAAGUCAGUCGUACGUUCAGCUACCUCAGGAAUAAAAUGUCCAGCAGUAAGAAGAGCAAAGAGAAAGAGAAAGAGAAAGAGAAACUGAAGGAACGGGAUAAAGACUCCAAGGAAAAAGACAAAGAUAACAAGAUACUAAAUGGCCAUCUCUUCAGUGCUAUCUCGACCGUGGGGCCCAUCAGUUGCUACCACUGUCUCAAGCCCUUCAACAAAGAUUCAUUUGUGUGUGCAAAUUGUGGUGCCAUUGUCCAUAAAAGCUGCAAAGAAAGUGUGGUUGCUUGUGCCAAGGUCAAAAUGAAACUCCAGAAAAACCCAAGUGGUCUUCAGCCUCACGAUACUUCUUCAUUGCCCACAGUAAUUAUGAGGAAUAAGAGUUCUCAGCCAAAAGAGCGUCCCAGAUCAGCGAUUCUUGCUCCUGAUGAGAACGUAAUGACCUCAGUGUUCAAUAGUAGGCGAUCCCAGCAGAACCUGUCUCUUUCAAAGAGCGUUUCCAUUCAGAACAUUGCUGGAGUCGGAAACGAUGAAAGUAUCCUUCAUACGCGAAAAUUUCUCUCCCAAUCAACAGACUCCUUGAAUAAAAUCAGCCGGGUAAAUGAAUCCAUGGAAUCGUUAACAGAUGAAGGGGCAGACAUGAAUGAAGGACAGCUCAUGGGAGAUUUUGAAACAGACUUGAAACAUCUGGAAGCUCAGUCUUGGAGUCAAGUGGUGGACAGCAAGUUUCUCAAACAGCAGAAGAAAGACAUUGUGAAGCGACAGGAUGUCAUUUACGAACUGAUGCAGACGGAGAUGCACCAUGUCCGGACCUUGAAGAUCAUGAGUGAUGUCUACAGCAGAGGCAUGGUGCAGGAACUACAGUUUGAGCAGCAGAUGGUGGAGAAAAUCUUUCCUUGCUUGGAUAACUUGCUGAACAUCCACAGCCAGUUCUUUCAGAGGAUUUUGGAGCGGAAAAAGGAAUCCCUGGCUGACCGAAGUGAGAAGAACUUUGUCAUCAAGAGGAUAGGGGACAUCUUAGUAAAUCAGUUUUCUGGGGAGAACGCUGAGCGAAUGAAGAAAACGUACGGGAAGUUCUGUGGGCAUCACAAUGAGGCCGUGAAUUACUUCAAAGACCUUCAUUCUAAAGAUAAAAGAUUUCAAGCCUUCAUCAAAAAAAAGAUGAGCAGUUCGGUGGUGAGGCGUUUGGGCAUUCCUGAGUGCAUCUUGUUAGUAACGCAAAGGAUCACCAAAUACCCAGUGUUGCUACAGAGAAUAUUACAAUAUACCAAAGAAAACGACACUGAACACCAAGACUUGGUGCUUUCGUUGAACCUGGUGAAGGAAGUCCUAACGGCGGUCGACAGCAAAGUAAGCAACUAUGAGAAGAAGAUGCGCCUCAAUGAGAUCUACACCCGGACGGACAGCAAGUCAAUCAUGAGAAUGAAGAGUGGACAGAUGUUUGCCAGAGAAGAUCUGAGGCGCAGGAAGUUUGUCCGAGAUGGACUGGUUUCUCUCAAAAACGUAGCUGGGAGAUUGAAAGACGUCCUAGCUGUUCUUCUCUCGGAUGUUCUGAUAUUUCUCCAGGAAAAGGAUCAAAAAUACGUAUUUGCAUCCCUGGAUCAAAAAUCUACCGUGAUCUCAUUGAAGAAGCUGAUUGUCCGUGAAGUUGCCCACGAGGAGAAGGGCUUGUUCCUGAUCAGCAUGGGAGGAAAAGACCCUGAGAUGGUGGAGGUGCAUGCCAGUUCAAAGGAGGAGCGUAACAGCUGGAUUCAAAUCAUCCAGGACACUAUCAACACUAUGGACAAAGAGGAAGAUGAAGGUAUCCCUAGUGAAUCAGAAGAGGAGAAGAGGGUGCUGGACACCAAGGCCAGGGAACUGAAAGAACAGCUCCAGCAAAAAGACCAGCAGAUAAUCACUCUCUUGGAGGAAAAAGAGAAGAUUUUUAGAGAUAUGACGGAUUGCAGUGGGCAUGAAGAAGGAUUUGGCACUGGCGCCAGGAUGCUGUUCCGGGCAAACACAGACGAAGCACCGAAAGGAGAAAGCAUAAUGAAGAAUUUGAUCAGUGAAGUCGAGCAGCUGCAAGGUUUGGUGAGCAGAAGCCUCGGAAGUGCUUUUGGGCAGCAGGUGACCAGUCUGGCCUCCGAUCAGGAGAGUGUGGGGCCCAUCUCUCUCCCCAGAAGGGCAGAGACCUUUGGGGGAUUCGACAGCCACCAAAUGAAUGUCUAUAAAGGUGGCGAAAAGGAUGAAGGAGAAGAAGUGCAAGAUCUUCGGAGGACGGAGUCUGACAGCGUGUUAAAAAAAGGAGGAACAGCUAACUUGAUGUUUGUGCUGAAGAGAAACAAUGAGCAGGUUCUCCAGAGCAUAACUCAGCUUCACAGCUUGCUGGGCUUACUACAGGCUGUUGUUGUGCAACAAGACACCUACAUUGAAGACCAGAAGCUGCUGCUCACUGAGAGGACCUUGAGCCGCAUUUCCUUCCGACCCAACUCCUUGAUUGAGCAGGAGAAGCAACGCAGCCUGGAGAAACAGCGGCAAGAGCUCGCCAAUCUGCAGAAGCAGCAAGCCUUGCACCAGGAGGAAAGGAGGAAGAAAGAGAAGGAGUGGGAGGCCAGAGAGAAAGAGCUAACUGAGCGGGAAUCUCAGCUGGGCCAGAGGGAAGAGCAGAUCCAGAAAGGGCAGCACAGCCUGGAGAAGGAGCGGGAAGAGCUGCAGCAAAAGAAAGCAGCCUACCAACUCGAUCUGGAACGUCUCCGGACGGCCCAGAAGCAGCUGGAGAAGGAAAAGGAGCAAUUGAAGAGGGAAAUGGAGCAACUAUCUCAACCUCAGAUGGAACCCAAUGUCAAACCGAAUCCCAAUCAACAUGCCAAAAUGAGCAGAACUCCUUCCCUUCUUCCCACGGAGGACUUGCCUUCUAGACAGUUGUGUUCCUCGUUGCCCAAAGGACACUUGGAUACAGAACUUUCUGCCUCAUCCAAAAGGAACAGUCUUUCAAGGACGAAUAAAGAGAAGAGCUCUUUUCAUUUGCUCGGCACUACAACAUCAGGCCAAACCAACAAGCCAACUGAAGGACCUGGGCAGAUACCCAACCGCCUCUUUGGCUUAGCCAAGCCGAAGGAGAAGAAGGAGAAGAAGAAGAAGAGCAAAAGGGAUCGUUCCCAGACUUCUGAUGCUCACUCUCCAGAAGGAGCACCAGAAAGCGAGGAGAUCUUUUGCUGAUCCCAUGUCUUGUCUCCAGCCAGGCCCCUUCCAGAUCUGCCCUACAGUGAGAGGCCAAAGAAUCGAACAACUCUUCUUUAUUCUAGAACUAUUGAACUAUGUUGGGCUUUAUCACUUUUCACUCCUACACAAUCCACUGUCCAUUCCCACUUCUGGAUCUUCUUGAAUACGUCACAUCUGAAAACAUGUCCACAAGGGCAAGAGGAGGAGGAGCAACCACAAUGAAGAACUGUGGAUACAGCCAAACUGGGCAGGCUCAGUUUGGGUUCAAUGUGAUCUGAAGAGCUCUUAUUCUUAGUCACAAUGCUAGUUUGUGACUUGCCUAGGCAGAUAUUCCUUUCUUUCCUUUUCAUCUUUAAGAACAGGGAAUUUGUGAACAAGGGCAACAACUCCCACCUUCUCUUAGGAAACCACCACAAAAAUCAAAAACCUUCUAUAGGGGGGAAAAAAAAGAUGUGACUCUUUACCCAGUGUUUCUACACUGGUCUAUAUAGAUGUAAUGUAUACCCACGUCUAUACAUACUUAACUCAAUAUAUAGAUAUAUACACACUCACAAAUAAAUGUAGCUCCGUAUCCUUUGGAUAUGCC